Molecule: messenger RNA, 9080 nt
Organism: Ornithodoros turicata
Lineage: Eukaryota; Metazoa; Arthropoda; Arachnida; Ixodida; Argasidae
Product: actin remodeling regulator NHS-like
Exons: 5
Coding region: 172-6006 (1944 amino acids)
Biological process (GO): cell differentiation
Source: RefSeq, a predicted model, not a curated record
UGGUGGCGCGAAAACGCAGCGCCUGCAGCGCGCGUAGUAUCGGUUGGGGAUGGCUCGUAUAGCGGGUGUAGCUGUUGGUGCUUCUGUGGGGCAAAGCGCCGGCUAAAAUGUUGUGUCGUUCAAAAAGGGUGAUCAUGUGACGACGUGCAACAAUGGAUACCUACCGGUGAAAUGCCUUUCGUGCAGUGGACCGUCGAGCCGGUAUUUCUCAGCCGACAGCCCAUACCCCCGGAUAAAAAUGUAACAGACGAGCUCGAGGCGACCGCCAACGUAACUUUGGUCGGGACCCUCCGGCAGCUCGCGUGUUUAGUGUCAGUGGCCGACUGUGUUUUCAGUGAGAUAAGUUCCGAAUGCAAAGUGCUCGCCGAAAGAAGUGAACGCCUGUGGGAUAAGAUUCAACACUGCGAGAGGAUCGUAUCCGAGCUGAACGCCAAAUCUGUGGCAGUUCCUGUGGGUGACCUGACCAAAUUCAGCCAAGUAAAGGAGCACUAUAAAGCCAACUAUGUCGAGCCCAGCAACUUGUUCACUCCGGAGACACGGCCGGCCCGCGUGCGUGAGAUGUACGAUCGGUCGACGGCCAAGCCUCCGCUACACGUCAUCCGAUGCCUGGACGAGACGCAAGGAGACGUCGACUCGCGGUGUCUGUACCUCUGCAUGCCCAUCUGGGGAGACGCCGUCAAGAGACGUCUCAAGACAGACUUAGAGAUCGAAGCCAGAAAGCCAGCAAGCUUGUCUACAUCCAAAGAAGCAACAGGUCAGCCAGAAAACGGUGAAGGCACAACACAGGAAGUCCUUCCAUCUCCCGAAGAGAAGAUGCAUGCAUUAUCCUUGGAGUACCCAUCGGUUGUGGUCCCCAUAGAUACGUCAGGAAGCAACUUCAGUCGUAUGUCUUCAGUAAGGAGGUCUUUAAUCCAUGUUGACUUCCUCAUCAAACGAAAGAAGCACCAUAAGAGGAGAAACACAAUAUCAGACGGGAACUCAAAGGAACUCGAAGAGGCUCUCUCCACCAGAAGAAAAUCUGGAAACGUUGUGAAGACAGAAGCCCUCAUACACACGUCCUGCCAGACAGACGAUGAACUCCUCCAGACUGUCGCAACACGACGAAGCAAGCGAAGAUCCGAGGGCAGUCCCUCUUCGGGGGAUCUCUCCUCUUCAUCCACCGAAAACAAUAAAAGUGAAAAGCGUUCCUCUUUUUAUGAAGCCAUGAACUUCAAAUUAGGAAGGGACUGGAAGUUCCUCAAGAAGUCCAGCAAGAAAGACGAUCACGGAUCUAAAAGCGACGUAGAAAAAACGAGGGAAAAGGGAGAUCACUCUUCGGGCACAGAAAAGAAACGACGAUCGUUCCUACCCAUAUCUACUUCUUCGGCUGCGAUGACAGUUGCCGUGAAGCUGAGGGAGAAUUCGGCCAGGACUGGAGCGAAGGGGCUCGAGGAUGGGCAGUCUUCGAGCGGUAACUGGAGUGCAAGUAGCAGCACGCGAGCGUCCGUCGACUCGGAUCAGCAGCAGUGUGCCGCGUCCCCCGUUGCAAUUCCACACAGUCAGUCUGACAGUUCCCUGGGGAAAGACUCUCUCUUUUCCGACCACACCCAUCAUGAUACCGAUGGCAGAUCACAUGAUGGAACUACCACUGGCUACAUGUCGGAUGCAUCAGCGGCUCUUACAGCCACAACACUGGCCUCAUCUUGGAAACCAGGACUUGGUCGCGGAUGUCAGGGAUCACGUGCAAACACACACUCCACAGACCAGGACAGCCAAUCCGGGACUCUCACACCAGAAGCAUAUCAAUCGGACUCUAAGUCGUCAUCGUCUCCUGGUCCUCGUAAAAUCAGUAUUGGGUCCGACCCGUUCCAUGGUGCUUUCGAUGACGGCGACUCCUCAGUGUACUCUGUGGACACUGACGGCUACUACACAUCCAUGCACACGGACAGCGGGCUCAAGUAUGGGAAGGCUGGUGCAGAGAAUGAAGUCACAUUUCGUGCUAGUGGAAAUAGAGGGUCUCAAACGUCCAUUGACACAAUCGGCAACCUAAGUCUCAACAGCUUUCUCUCACAAAAUGCUGAUGCAACAAAUGAUACUGGCUCAAUCUGCAGCACGAGUACGCUCAAGACCAAAGUGCCUCCAGUCCCCCCACCCAGAGUGUCAAGUACAAGAAAGCUCUCACCAGUUCUCUCACAGAAAGAGAGUUCACCACCACCAUGUGCUGGAGACAUAUCAGAAUCGGAGGGCGAAGUAGGGGAGCGGCUGAGGAACAAGACCUCUAUCAGUUCAUUCCGGUACCCCUCCAUAUGCGCUGUCUCGCCUGUUCCUAGUGACGAAGAGGGCUUUAAAUUGGAUGUAGACAAACAGUCUUCUGCAGGACUGUCUGUGCUGGGUUCUUGUGAAAAAGGGCCAAAUGAUAUCAGUGCCAAAAAGGAUCAAGCACAGGAACAAGAGCUCUUAUCAACAGAAAAGGAAGAUUCCCCUCCAAGGUAUAACAUGUAUGGUGUCCAGUCUCCAAGAAAAAUGCUGUUCCUGAAUGCAACUCUCCUUCCGGAACCUUCAGCGAUUCAUGUAAAUAACCCACCAAUGCUUGAGUCAUUUUCCCCAGCUUCAGACAGUGAACCUGCAUCACCAUGCCACCAAAAGACAGACGUUCCAGCAGAUCAUUCCACUGAACUUGUUACUUCGCAUCCUCGUGGUAUUUCCACUGCCGCUAUUCCUCAGGCUAUCCAGGACAGUGCAAACGCCGGUAUUUCUUCAACUACAAGCUCAACAAUGGUAACACAAAACUUGGAAUCACGCGUGACAACUGCAGAGAAAAAUGCACAGAAACCUAAUGCAACGGAGAGUCAGCACUGGAACACAAGCAUGACACUAGCCCCGACCACUGCACAUGGUGUAUCUAAAAGCACCACUACCGUGGCACCUGUGAUUUCAACACCAGUAUCCCCCAGCACUACCAGCGUUCCUCAUAGUGAUACCACGUCACAAACGCCCACGUCCCCAUCUCUACCGAGCAGCCCUUCAUACAUGCCAUUCUAUCUGAAUCGGCCGACGUCAUUGAUGUGCAAGACUCGAUCCCCGUUUCUGUCGUACCUGGAAAGGAAGAGCCCAUCUCCAGUGAAGUCUUCGACCCCUAGUCCACCUUCACCUGCGAAGUCCCCAGGCAUAAGACCUUCUGCCCUGAACCGAAUACCUUCUGCCGUAGACCAGCGGACAGAUUCGGCGAGCCCACUGCUUUCUUCCAGCCCUGAGACAAGCCCAAAAUCGAGUUCGCUUUCCAGCCCCCAGGCAACGACACCCCCAGCAGUUCCGCCUCCUCCUCCUCCACUUACGUAUGACAGCAGGGUGUUAGAACAGGGGUCAGCACGAUUGCCAAGUGUGACAAAUGAAGUCAAUAGCCUAUUCGGUGAUGCACGUUCUCUGAGCAGAAGUGGGGCGAGAGUAACAUUAGAUGCUGCGGGCAAGGUCAUCUACAGCUCUAAUUCUCUGGGAAGACAGCAUGAUGGCGAUCCGGUGAACUACUUCGCACAGCCGAUUUCCUCUACAUCUCCUGCAUCAUCUGUCCAGAAAUAUGCUACGUUACCACAUUCUCUAUCACCGGUUCGCACCAAUCUGCAUGCUUAUGUGAAACUGGAUCCUGCAGGGAAGGUAGAAUCCCACUCCAGCAGCACCCUUCCGAGGACAAGAUAUUCAACCUCAACCGAAAAAUCCUCGCCUGAGAGGGCCAUGUCACCUACCAUCUUGUCUUAUGAUUCACAGCAAAGCUCAAGAUGCAGUACACCAUCAAGCUUUUCGAGAACUUUCCUGAGUUCUGUGGCUGCGAGAGCCCACCAACAACAGGAGGCAGGAAGGGGUCAUAUGCAGGGCAUGAGGUCUCCUGCAACAAACACACCCGUACAGCGUACAGCUUCUGCAAACGUAGAGUACUCCAGCAGGGCACUAUCGACUCCAGUUCCCCAAGCAACAUCAUCAGGUCGAUCAACUCCUGUCCACCAUUUUACUCCAAUAAAUGUCCCUCGAGGAGCACCAUCUGGAAGUAGAAGCUGCCUGCCUCACCAGCCUUCACCUCAGCAGCCCAUUGCUCCAGGACGGAGCUCUGGUCUUCCGCAUCAGCCAGUAUCAAAUGAAGCAUCAGCAACAACUGCAGGUUACAGCAUUCGUCAUUCAUAUUCAGCAUCUUCUGUGCCACAGGUGUUCGAUGGAAGGAUGACACCCACACACCGGUAUACCCCACAGGUGGACUCACGUUCUUCGAAGCUGCCUUCUGCCUCUCGAGGUUACCCCCUUCAGCACUCAAGUUCCACAAGCUCUUUACCAUCACAAAGCUCGGGAAGGAUCAGCCUGGUGCAGAGCGUGCCAUCCAAAUCCAGCUUGAACAUGAGGAAUGGAGAGCAUGCAGGGCAGAACCCUGCACACAUAUACCAACCGGGCAACCAGGGUGUCGUUGUGAAUGGAAGACUGACGCCGACACCACCACAAGGAUAUCGUAGCCCAAGUCAUCAGCAGCAAGGGUUGUCAGCUGUAAUAGGCACGUUUCCUGAAAACCAAGGACAUACCUACAUGUCUCGCAAUCCUGCAAAGCCAUUAUUCCAGGGCUCCUUUGAUAGAAAGCAGGAUCUGGCAGCUCGCAGUGCAUGCCAGAACAAUAACAUGGUACAACAAAAUGCACAAGUGCAUUGGGGUUCACAUGAUAGACCAAAGUCCAUUUCAAGCACUCUAGCAUCUCCAGUGUCAGAGUCAGCGAGAUCUCCACCACCGUAUGGAAUAGCUGUACAGAGGUACAGCUAUGCUGACCCCAGGAAUACCACGAAGUACAGUAAUAACUGUUAUAGCUAUCCUACAUACGAAUCUCAUCAACCACUGAGUCAAUCAAAAUCACCAGUACACUGCUCGAAUACAGGAAUGCAGCUGACACAUCGAGGUGACCAAAGCCCACAACUCUACGGUCAUGUUAAGACAUCUCCACAUAGAGGUGCAGGUGAAGCCAGCCCACCGACAGCACACCCAAAUGCGAGACUCAAUUCAGUGGGGCUACCACAUUACCAGAAUGCUACCUCAGAAAUGCUGAGAAGCCCACAAAGGAGACCAUGCGCUGCAGGUGGCACUGUUACAACACGCUCUGCGUACAACAAUCCUCUUCCUGGUUUGGCAACCACAACAGCAAACAACAGACUGAAUCAUGUUCAGAUGUUUCCUGGUACAGAACAAUCGCCAAAUGAGAGAGAUUGUGGCAUUCAGAGGCACCAGCCCGCGGAAUCGCCAAUGAUGUUGUCAUCCACUAGCCUGUCAAGCUCCGAGUCAGACAAAUCUCCCGACAACACCGCCAGUAACACGUCUCUUGAUCAAGAACCACGCCAAAAGCCAAUGUCAACGGAAGACCUCUUUGCCGCCAUCCACACAUCUAAAAGAAGGCACGGCAUUAAGAUUGAAAGCGACGUGAUAUCACCACUGUCCUCAAGGUCCAGCUCUCCCUCUGUGGGCCGUCCGGGCACGCCAAGCAAGGGAGGUGUUGCAGAGACAGGGUUUCUAAGCCCACGCGGAGCUCGAGACCGCAGUAGCUGGUCAGGAGAUGUCAGGACAUGUAGUCCUCACCAGAGAAGGUCGUUAGCGAACGAUCGCCUCGGUCCUGCUAAGCCUACUAGCCUGCUUGACUUCAAGAAGCUGCUCUUGCAGACAAAAACCAGUAGCAAGAAUGGUCAGGAGAAAAUAUCAGCAGUUGAGCUUCUGAAAACAUCGUCACCAGUUAACAAAUCAGCUGAAGAAUCCAGCAAAUCACUUGUGUCUUCCCCAGUGAAUCCCCCAAGCCCUGGAGACCAGGCUUGGACAACAGUUGCACCACUGAAGCGUGGUAGGGUGAGGUCAUCCUUGCAGUAUCGCUACGAUCAUAUGUGCCCUCCCAUUCUGGAGGACUGCCUGGAAGAGCUACCAGAAGGCAAGACUACCCUUACCAAGUCAUUCGAGGAUGCCAGUCCUUCUGGGUCACCCCUGAAAGAGCAGAAGCCGUCAUCAAGUACUUGGGUGUAGAUUUCAACAGACGCUUUGUGGCGAUCGACAACUACGGCACCGAACUGAAGUUCACGUUCAUUCUCUUAUUUUAUAUUUCUUACAGUAAUGAAUUAAGGCAUGGUGCCAGCUGUCACAGCCAGUAGUACUGGUCUUCAAUCUGCAUCCUUGUCGGGGCAGAAAUUACCCAUGCUUCUCCAAGGAUCAAAAUUGUUUUUGCAGUUUCCAGGAAAAUAGCACAGGAUAUCUUCUCAGGAAGGGAAUUGAGAAGUAGGUACUGGCAGGCUCUUUUGUGUAUUACAUGAGAUAUCGUCCUUAAAGGAGAAAUAUAGUUAUGCAUACUGACAGUGAAAACGUCUGCCAGUAGUACACUGCAUACCCUACUAGAUAAAUGUUACACAUCCAUGGCUGGCAUGGUGUGUCUGUACCACCAUUAAUGUACUCGCAAAAAUGACAUGACCCUGGUCCGGUUGAAACACAUCAUAUGUUAAAUUACUAUGUCACGUUAUUUCCUGGUGUUUGUACGGUGAUAAGAUAAGUUCAAUGAAAUUUUUAGGGGUGACAUGUGCUGUGCCACAUUCACGCUAUUCCGAGCAGCACAUCUUGGUCCAAUAUUGGACCAAUAUUGGCAAUGUCGGCCCAAUAUUGCCAAUAUUGGGCCAGUAUUGCCAAUAUUGGUUCAAUAUUGGGCGAAGAUGUUGUGCUGCUUGGGAUAUGGCACUUGAUGGCAUUCAAUCACCAUGCGUAUUCGUACCGUUUUAGUGAGUUUAUACAGUUGUAUUAUGCAUUUUGAGCGUUCCUUUGAAGAUAUUUUCUUUUGGCAGCUGGGAACACAAAUGUGCCGCAUGUGUACAUAUGCAGUGUUUUAGCACUCUUAUUUAUGCUUUUCUUUAUAUCAUAGCACAUACCUAUCUAUUUGUAUGGUUCACGGUAUUUGAUUUUAUUGUAUCAGGCUUCAUCCUGGUAGGGGUUAUGCAUUGUAAGUUUUAACAAUUAUUUAAACAUCAACCCAGUGUUCCCACUAUUUUCUGUGUACGUCAAAAAAAUGAAGGCGCUGUCACUAUGCUGUCAGCGUAUAUGGCACACAAGAAACGUUGUAGAGGUACUGGACUGCAUAUGCAUUCCACAUGGUACAAUUAGUCCCUGAGAGAGCAUGUACCCAUAGAGCACCCUUAUCAGUGGGGUGCAGCAUUUCUGUUUCCCUUGCCCUUUCAGGCUCUUGACUAGUCUGUAUGGGUGGUAUCAUGCUUGAAAUUACGAAUAACAACAAAGGAACCCAAUGGGUUUCGUUUAUGCUCCUCUAAACAAUUGGUCAUGAAGUGUACAGCAUCAGAGAACGUCCUUUGUUUGGAGCAUGCGGUUGUUAAAAAAAGGUAUUCUCACGUUUGUCCACCGGUGCUGCUGCUAUCGGAUUGGUUGCAAGUUGUGCUGUGUUACAAGACAGUCCAUAUUCUCAGGCCUACUGUGCAUUCCAUGCAUUUUCGAUGAGUCGGAUAUAAGAAAAGAUACCGGGACUUACACCAGUCCUCAGUAGCAGUUCUGGAAGACAAUAGGCUUUCCUGAGGAAGCUGUCUUCAGCUGUUUGGAGAACUUCUUCAUACAGAGAAGUUGCCUCUGCAAAAAUUCUUUCCAUGCCUGUUGCCACCAUGUGAACACACAGAAAGCUUUUUCACUGCUGCAUGUUCUUUUUUUUUCCUCUCUCUUUCGUGGCAGAAUGUUUUCAGAGUGCAAUUCAAGUACGUCACCGACCAGAACUGUCGCCCUUCGCAGUAGCAUCACUUUCGUCUGUCAAUGAAAUCAACUCGGAGAAUGCAAUGCCUUUUCUACAGGCACACUGAGGGCAUUCGGAGACAUUUGGGGAUGACACCAUUGUGAACAUUCUUGUAUUUCACUUCUCAUCUCAUGAGUGCCAUACAUGCGUUUUAUGUUUUUAAAUGCAUAGAUGCACAUAAGGACAUCAGCAUAUGCCUGUAUUGCGUCUCAUAGAGCUGUUUGUUGUCACACCUAACCUACUUUAGCUAGCUAGGUAUGAGAGUGUGACAAAGGUUCCUAUUGAAAGGCUUGGCAGAAACAGCUACCACUGCACUGCACAUGCUUAGCACUGUGGGCACUCGUAACACGGAAUGGAAUCUUAUUGACAUCGGGCCAUUCUAUGCAGGCUUAUUCGGCAUCAGUGUUUGUAUUUACAGUCCUGAGUUAAUUCAUGUCUUGCACAGCAACAUGGAGUUGCAAACAUGUCAACAUAGCACAACGACAUAAAGCCAGUUCAUGCCACACGAAAAAAGCUAUCCGGUUACAUGAAAUUCCAGCAGGCUAUUCUCUGCUUAGCUGGAAGCCAUGGCAUAGCUUUUGCGCAUCUAAUUCACUAAUGCUUUAAGGGUGCACAGGUGCAUUAUCAAGCAUACCCCCUUCCCAUGUGACAUUCUGUCAAGAUCCAGGUACCAAACGUGUUUUUCAAGCUGCAAGUCGCUAACACAUCAGUGACUCCAAUGGGUCACAGUCCAGCUUUUAUGCCUAUGUUAGACUGUUACUGACGGCUGUUAUGCGAAUCACUGUCCUUGUGCGUUUCUUGCCCCUUGAACGUGAUGUGACCUUACCAAACACGUUAUUAACGACAGUUCAUAUUGUGCUGUACUUCUGUACCAACUGUCUAUGUUUCUGUUUCUGUUUCUGUUUCUGGUGCUGGCAGCGGUAUUGCUCAUUGCACAUUCCUGGUACAGCGCUAUGAGACGACGACGCAGACAGUACACUGAUUGAUCUGUGUUGUGUCACUACUUUCCACGUCAUCCAAGCUUUUCCGGUUCUGGCUGUCAUUCUUUGCCUCGGCAUUACAUUUCUUAUAUUCUUCUUCUUCUCCCUUGCAUCUUCUAGUUGAUGCAUGCCUCAACUACAUAUGCCCAAGGUGGCUGUGUGCCUUAUGGACGGCUCCAAGAAGAGCGUCCUGUUCAAGAGUUGUGCGGUCAUUGCUACUGAUGGAAUGAAUUGUACAAGUGUGUAUACUAUUAGAUGCCUUCGAAGAAGGUAUAUGUGUUGCAUGGAUGAUGUGACGUACUGUGUCCGAAUUUUUUUAGAUUGCAAUUAAACAGAAUACAUUA